Messenger RNA from Drosophila innubila, 523 nucleotides. Its product is annotated as 40S ribosomal protein S14a-like. The record is from RefSeq and is a predicted model, not a curated record. Gene Ontology annotation, molecular function: mRNA 5'-UTR binding; structural constituent of ribosome; small ribosomal subunit rRNA binding. Lineage: Eukaryota; Metazoa; Arthropoda; Insecta; Diptera; Drosophilidae. Gene Ontology annotation, biological process: maturation of SSU-rRNA from tricistronic rRNA transcript (SSU-rRNA, 5.8S rRNA, LSU-rRNA); ribosomal small subunit assembly; translation. The coding region runs from base 2 to 457 and encodes 151 amino acids. Gene Ontology annotation, cellular component: cytosolic small ribosomal subunit; ribosome. The transcript has a single exon.
AAUGGCUACCAGAAAGGAAAAAGGUCUAAAGGAAGAAGUCCAAGUCUCACUUGGUCCACAGGUGCGUGAUGGCGAGAUUGUUUUUGGAGUUGCCCACAUCUAUGCCAGUUUCAACGACACUUUUGUGCACAUUACCGAUCUGUCGGGACGCGAGACAAUUGCACGUGUCACCGGCGGCAUGAAGGUCAAGGCUGAUCGCGAUGAGGCCUCCCCCUAUGCCGCCAUGCUGGCUGCCCAGGAUGUGGCUGAGAAGUGCAAGAUGCUCGGCAUUACUGCUUUGCACAUCAAGCUGCGUGCUACGGGCGGCAACAAGACCAAGACUCCCGGACCCGGUGCCCAAUCUGCUCUACGUGCUCUGGCUCGCUCAUCUAUUAAAAUUGGUCGAAUUGAGGAUGUUACACCCAUUCCAUCCGAUUCCACACGCAGGAAGGGCGGACGUCGUGGUCGCCGUCUUUAAAUUCACAUUUAUCUACCUAAAAUGUAGGUUAUUCUAAUAAUCAACAAAAUGUCUAUAAAAACUUGA